UCGGCCCUCGUGACGUCAGCGUGCGUCGCGGGCUCCAGUCCGCAGCCGGGCCACAGUCGCGCGCUGGCCGAGCGGAGCGGGGCGGGGCGUCGGGCCAGCUGAGCGGCCUCGUCAGACCGCGCCAGUUUGAAUGAAACCUCCCCAAGAUGGCGGUGGCCGGGGCCCAGGCCGGAGGAGCUUGGUGUGUGCCUUGCCUAGUUUCACUUGAUACUCUUCAGGAAAUAUGUAGAAAAGAAAAGCUCACAUGUAAAUCGAUUGGAAUCACCAAAAGGAAUCUAAACAAUUAUGAGGUGGAAUACUUGUGUGACUACAAGGUAGUAAAGGAUAUGGAAUAUUACCUUGUAAAAUGGAAAGGAUGGCCAGAUUCUACAAAUACUUGGGAACCUUUGCAAAAUCUCAAGUGUCCAUUACUGCUUCAGCAAUUCUUUAAUGACAAGCAUAAUUAUUUAUCUCAGGUAAAGCAAAGCAAAGCAAUAAUUCCAAAAGACAAUGACAAAGCUUUGAGACCUGCCAUUGCUCAGUACAUUGUAAAGAAAGCUAAACAAAGGAUAGCUCUGCAGAAGUGGCAAGAUGAACUCAACAGAAGAAAGAACCAUAAAGGAAUGAUAUUUGUUGAAAAUACUGUUGAUUUAGAGGGCCCACCUAUAAACUUCUACUACAUUAAUGAAUACAAACCAGCUCCUGGAAUCAGCUUAUUCAAUGAAGUGACCUUUGGUUGUUCGUGCACAGAUUGCUUCUUUGAAAAAUGUUGUCCUGCUGAAGCUGGAGUUGUCUUUGCUUAUAAUAAGAACCAACAAAUUAAAAUCCCACCCGGUACUCCCAUCUACGAAUGCAAUUCAAGGUGCCAAUGUGGACCUGACUGUCCCAAUAGGAUUGUACAGAAAGGCACAAAGUAUUCACUUUGCAUCUUUUGAACUAUCAAUGGCUGUGGCUGGGGUGUAAAGACCCUUGUGAAGAUUAAAAGAAUGAGUUUUGUCAUGGAAUACGUUGGAGAGGUAAUCACAAGUGAAGAAGCUGAAAGGCGGGGGCAGUUUUAUGACAACAAAGGAAUCACCUAUCUCUUCGAUCUGGACUUUGAAUCGGAUGAAUUCACCGUGGAUGCAGCUCGAUAUGGAAAUGUGUCUCAUUUUGUAAAUCAUAGUUGUGACCCAAAUCUUCAGGUGUUCAAUGUUUUCAUCGAUAACCUCGAUACUCGUCUUCCCCGAAUAGCAUUGUUUUCUACAAGAACCAUAUAUGCUGGAGAAGAACUAACUUUUGAUUACCAAAUGAAAGGUUCUGGAGAUACAUCUUCAGAGUCUGUUGACCAUAGCCCUGCCAGAAAAAGGGUCAGAACUGUGUGCAGGUGUGGAGCUGUGACAUGUAGAGGUUACCUCAACUGACUGUUAGGGAAGUACAGCUGAUGAUUGCUGUAGUUUGGUUUUUCCUAAUAUUAACACUUUUUAAAAGUAUUUGGGACUCUUCAUAUUAUCAAGAUUACACUACAUUAAUUUACAGUUCCUCUUUCAAGACAUCAUCUGCAAAAUACAUGAAAAGAAGACAUGGUCACAUAGGCUAAUUUGAAAUGGACUGACUUGGUGAUUAGAAUCCAGAUGUGGGAGACAGUGUUUGCAGAUCAGCAUGCGCAUACUGAAGGAGUCUAUGUGAGCAGAGACGUGCCCCCUUCUGUGUUUGAAAACUGUUAGACUAAAAAGGUAAUAAUUGCUGAGCUGAAACAUUCAUCUUGCCAUAUACUUUGAUUGCAAAGACACAGUUAAUUUAGUUUGAGCAAAUAUACAAGUUCUGGGUUUAUUAUUGUCAUGCCUAUUAAAUACUCACUUGUUCUUUUAAGACAAAUAAGUGAUAGUGAAUUUUUACUCUUAUUUUCUACUUUGUCAUUUAAACAUUGUCAUCUUAAUGAUAUAGAAAUUUAAAGUAUAAAAUGUUUCAGUUUGAUUUCUUAUUUUGAAAGAUCUAAACCGUUAUGAAGAUUGUAUGUCUAAACCUGUAAUUCAAGAUCUUUAUCCUACAGAAAAAGACUCUCCAAAAGGCCCUGAGAUGUCUGGAAGGGCUGGCCAUAUGCUUCUCUGAAAGGACAGGACAGUGGGGUUGGGAAGGCUCUCCGGAGCCCCUGCUGAGGAAGUGAAGGGCUGUGAGGGACCACUUGUGUGGAGUAGGAGACCCGUGUCGAGCACCUCUGAUCUCAGCUGACCCCAGCUCCCUAGGGAGCAGCUGUCUGAGUAACGAUGUCGUGUCCACUGACAUGCAUCCUCUAAUGUCCAGCAGCUUUAAUGUUUUCACCAAACCGUUUUUAUAUUUCCUUCAGUUUCAUCUUAAAAAGUAAUCUAUAUUUGAGCUGGUAACUUGUUUUAUACAUGAAUUUCUAGGUGGGAUAAAUCUAACCUUGGCCCAAGUAUAUGCGUGAAUAGAGAACUUUUAUUAGUUGACCUACUGUAUAAAGACUAAAAUGUAAAUUUUUUACACCUUUGUAGUAAAAGCUCAGUCAGGAAAACUUUCUGUCUCUGAUGCUGGCAUUUCUCAUGGCAUCUAACAUGAAGAUAAAUGCAGCAAAUUAGCCUUCGGUUUCCCUAAUUAAGUUCUUGAGCCGGGGAUUUAGCUCAGUGGUGCCACCCCUGCCUUGCAAGCGCAAGGUCCUGAGUUCAGUCCCCGGUACCAGAAAAAAUAAGUUCUUCCUACACUUUCUGCUCUAGGUUUUAGUGGCCUACAGUAAGCUUGGGUAAAACUGAACUGAAUUCAAGAAUGCAGCACUUCAGAUAUAUUAAUUCGUGACCUGUUUUUCAGGGAAACUAUACUUUAUUCAUUAUAUUGCUAUCACUUUGCUCUUUUUAAAUAUAGGAUAAAUUAUUUGCAUGUUUUGGGCCUUGUGUCUGCUAACCAAAAAUUUCAGGAUGCACCGAGGAAAAAAUAUAUUUUUUAAUGGCAUUUCUUGUGUUUUAUGAAAAAUGAGUCCCAGUGUUGGCAGUGAGAACACAUUAUAGGGUUACAGGUUGUCCCAAGUGGCCAAGUUUACUCGAGCUACCAUUCUUACAGGUUUAUGAUGUAAUUUUUUUAAGUCACUGUUUUAAUAUCUAGUUAUUUGAUCUUGUCUACCAUCUGGGUUUUUAAAAAUGUAAAACUGGAGGCUGAACGGAGGGGAAAAGACUGUUUUCAGUAAACCUGUGGUUCUGCUUUGCCCUGAGAGAAAUCCCAUGGGCCUUUAAAAUGUUAAGUAUAUACCUGUGUAACAUUAGAAACUAAAAGAAACCAUUUGGGACUUUUAAGUAUUAGGAAGUCAACACUGUUUUUUUACUUGUGCUUGCUAACAAUAUCAAAAUUUGUUUGCAGUAUAAAUGUUUUCAAAGGUUGGGCUGGGGAUUUAGCUCAGUGGUUCUGCUGCCUGCCUUGCAAGCACAAGGACCAGAGUUCGAUCCCGGUACCAAAACAAACAACAACAACAAAAAAACAAUGCUGUCUAUAGAAGUUUUCAAAGGUAACAGUAACAGCAAAUUUAAAAUGCAAAUCUACUGUACAAGUUGUAAUUCUAUCAUUUCCAGGAUCUGUGUAGGGUUGUGAUACAGAAUUAGAACUCUUGGGAUUUUCCUUCUAUAUACAAACUUUACUUUUAUUUUUGAGACAGUCUCACUGGGUAGCCCAGGCUGUUCUCGAACUCAGUGAUCCUCGUGCCUCAGGCUGCUGAGUGUGCGGAUCUCACACACACGUGUGCCACAUGCCUGGCCACAUAUGCAGGAUUUAAACUGCUCUUGUAGCUCAACAGUUUCUUCUCAAGCAAAAUAAAUUUAAUUUGACAUUUAAUGAUAUUCCA
Messenger RNA from Heterocephalus glaber (naked mole-rat), 3799 nucleotides. RefSeq names its product SUV39H2 histone lysine methyltransferase (gene Suv39h2). Gene Ontology annotation, cellular component: nucleus. The record is from RefSeq and is a predicted model, not a curated record. Gene Ontology annotation, molecular function: zinc ion binding; protein binding; histone H3K9 methyltransferase activity. NCBI's taxonomy places the organism in Eukaryota, Metazoa, Chordata, Mammalia, Rodentia, Bathyergidae.